AUGGAAUCUGGUAGAAGGGGAUGGAAUCUGGGAGAAGGGGAUGGAAUCUGGGAGAAGGGGAUGGAAUCUGAGAGAAGGGGAUGGAAUCUGGGAGAAGGGGAUGAAAUCUGGGAGAAGGGGGUGGACUCUGGGAGAAGGGGAUGGAAUCUGGGAGAAGAGGAUAGAAUCUGGGAGAAGGGGAUGGAAUCUGGGAGAAGGGGAUGGAAUCUGGGAGAAGGGGAUGGAAUCAGGGAGAAGGGGAUGGAAUCUGGGAGAAGGGGAUGGAAUCUGGGAGAAGGGGGUGGAAUCUGGGAGAGAGGGAUGGAAUCGGGGAGAAGGGGAUGGAAUAUGGGAGAAGGGGAUGGAAUCUGGAAGAAGGGGAUGGAAUAUGGGAGAAGGGGAUGGAAUGAGGGAAAAGGGGAUGGAAUCUGGGAGAAGGGGAUGGAAUCUGGGAGAAGGGGAUGGAAUCUAGGAGAAGGGGAUGAAAUCUGGGAGAAGGGAUGGAAUCUGGGAGAAGGGUAUGGAAUAAGGGAGAAGGGGAUGGAAUCUGGGAGAAGGGGAUGGAAACUGCGAGAAGGGGAUGGAAUAUGGGAGAAAGGGAUGGGAUCUGGGAGAAGAGGAUGGAAUCAGGGAGAAGGGUAUAGAAUCUGGGAGAAGGGGAUGGAAUAUGGGAGAAGGGGAUGGAAUCUGGGAGAAGGGGAUGGAAUAUGGGAGAAGGGGAUGGAAUCUGGGAGAAGGGGAUGGAAUAUGGGAGAAGGGGAUGGAAUCAGGGAGAAGGGGAUGGAAUGUGGGAGAAGGGGAUGGAAUCUGGGAGAAGGGGAUGGGAUCUGGGAGAAGGGGAUGGAAUAUGGGAGAAGGGGAUGGAAUCUGGGAGAAGGGGAUAGAAUCUGGGAGAAGGGGAUGGAAUCUGGGAGGAGGGGAUGGAAUCUGAGAGAAGGGGAUGGAAUCUGGGAGAAGGGGGUGGAAUCUGGAAGAAGGGGAUGGAAUCUGGGAGAAGGGGAUAGAAUCUGGGAGAAGGGGAUGGAAUCUGGGAGAAGGGGAUGGAAUCUAGGAGAAGGGGAUGGAAUCUGGGAGAAGGGGAUGGAAUCUGGGAGAAGGGGAUGGGGAUGGAAUCUGGGAGAAGGGGAUGCAAUCUGGGAGAAGGGGGUGGAAUCAGGGAGAAGGGGAUGGAAUCUGGGAGAAGGGGAUGGAAUCUGGGAGAAGGGGAUGGAAUCUGGGAAAAGGGGAUGGAAUCUGGGAGAAGGGGAUGAAAUCUGGGAGAAGGGGAUGGAAUCUGGGAGAAGGGGAUGGAAUCUGGGAGAAGGGAUGGAAUCUGGGAGAAGGGUAUGGAAUCAGGGAGAAGGGGAUGGAAUCUGGGAGAAGGGGAUGGAAUCUGCGAGAAGGGGAUGGAAUAUGGGAGAAGGGGAUGGGAUCCGGGAGAAGAGGAUGGAAUCAUGGAGAAGGGUAUGGAAUCUGGGAGAAGGGGAUGGAAUAUGGGAGAAGGGGAUGGAAUCUGGGAGAAGGGGACGGAAUCUGGGAGAAGGGGAUGGAAUCUGGGAGAAGGGGAUGGAAUAUGGGAGAAGGGGAUGGAAUCUGGGAGAAGGGGAUGGAAUCUGGGAGAAGGGGAUGGAAUCUGGGAGAAGGGGAUGGGAUCUGGGAGAAGGGGAUGGAAUCUGGGAGAAGGGGAUGGAAUCUGGGAGAAGGGGAUAG
Messenger RNA from Closterium sp. NIES-65, 1668 nucleotides. The record is from the annotation of a GenBank genome assembly. Lineage: Eukaryota; Viridiplantae; Streptophyta; Zygnematophyceae; Desmidiales; Closteriaceae.